Molecule: messenger RNA, 1243 nt
Organism: Olea europaea var. sylvestris
Lineage: Eukaryota; Viridiplantae; Streptophyta; Magnoliopsida; Lamiales; Oleaceae
Product: DCN1-like protein 1
Exons: 11
Coding region: 222-1001 (259 amino acids)
Biological process (GO): protein neddylation; positive regulation of ubiquitin-protein transferase activity
Cellular component (GO): ubiquitin ligase complex
Molecular function (GO): ubiquitin-like protein binding; ubiquitin conjugating enzyme binding; cullin family protein binding
Source: RefSeq, a predicted model, not a curated record
ACCGUGGUUUGUGAGGUAUGGGGUGAGCGUGUAGUGAUUGCGCAACCAGUGAAAAGGAAGGAAAGAAAGAAAAGAAAAGAAAAGAACGAAGAAUCCGACGGCGGACCAGGUGAGAAAGAGAGAAAUUGCAACGAUUCUCCGCACUAAUUGUCUCUCUGUAGAAUUCCUCUUAACGAUUCGAUCAAAAUCUCGGUUAUUAGCGUUUGGUACCGCUGCUCAAAAUGAACAAAUUGGGUAGAGGGCAACGGGACAAAGUGCAGCAAUUCACGACGGUUACGGGGGCAAGUGAAAAAAUCGCUAUUCAGGCUUUGAAAGCUACUGAUUGGCAUCUUGAAGGAGCAUUUGAUGUAUUUUACAGCCAGCCGCAUAUCAAAUCUUUUGCUGACACGAGGCGUUUGGAAGAACUGUACAAUAGAUACAAAGAUUCACAUGCUGAUAUGAUUUUGGCUGAUGGAAUCAGUUACCUGUGCAAUGAUCUUCAGGUGGACCCUCAGGAUAUAGUCAUGUUGGUGGUCUCAUGGCAUAUGAAGGCUGCUACUAUGUGUGAAUUUUCGAAGCAGGAAUUCAUUGGUGGAUUACAGUCUCUUGGGAUAGAUUCACUGGAGAAGUUCAGGGAAAGAAUACCAUUUAUGCGUUCCGAGCUUAAAGACAGUCAAAAGUUCCGAGAGAUAUAUAACUUUGCUUUUGGCUGGGCAAAAGAGAAGGGUCAGAAGUCUUUAGCAUUGGAUACAGCAAUUGGGAUGUGGCAGUUGCUAUUUGCAGAAAAGCAGUGGCCAUUAGUUGAUUAUUGGUGCCAGUUCUUACAGGAGCACCAUAACAAAGCAAUAUCUCGGGACACCUGGUCCCAGCUACUGGAGUUUGCAAGGACCAUUGAUCCUACUUUAUCAAACUAUGAUCCUGAAGGUGCUUGGCCAUAUCUUAUUGACGAAUUUGUUGACUACUUGAACGAAAAUGGCAUAAUUCACAAGGGAAAAUCAAGUGAUUGGAGCUUCAAGCAUUAAUGGGUUGCUCAGGUAUGUAGCAAAUGCUGGUCUUUGCCUACAAGUCGAUCAUUAAAGGUUGAAAUUCGAAAAGAAAAUAGGACAAGAAGCAAUCGCUUGUAAAAUACUCUAGUUCAUUUGGAACUAUACAUUCGUAUUUCUUGUCGUUUGACUAUUUUAUGGUCCAUUCUGUUAGAAGCAAUUGUUCAGAUAUUUUAUUUAUAAUUUGAAUAAAGAAUGAAUGCAGCUUGUUUGUUGUGAAA